AAAGUGCGUUUUCCAAGAACAAAAACACAGCAUUGUUUGAACAAUGAGUGCCACUCCUUCAGCUGUAUAAGAGAAGGAAUCUUGUUUGGCCAGAAGAGCUCUCCUGACAACAUGACAGCCCUCCGCCUGCACAUUUCCUGACAAACAACAAGUGAGAGAGCUGCGUUACUCCCAAGGAGAACCAGACCUGAAACACUUCUCUCUCCUGCCGCGGACAAAGCCUCUUCAACAUGGGGAGGAUUGGCAAGGAAGUGGCAGGCCAGAUCAUCAGCUUCAUAGGUUUUGUCGGGGUGGCGGUGACAUGCGGGAUCCCCAUGUGGAGGGUGACGUCCUUCAUCGGAGCCAACAUCGUGACGGGACAAAUCGUGUGGGACGGCCUGUGGAUGAACUGUGUGAUGCAGAGCACCGGGCAGAUGCAGUGCAGGCUGAAUGAGUCUGUUAUCAGGCUGUCCAGGGAUCUGCAGGCCGCCCGAGCCCUCGUCAUCAUCUCCCUCAUCUUCGCCUUCAUCGGCUUCGUCGUCUCCUUCAUCGGAGCCAAGUGCACCGGCUGCCUGAAGAAGGAAUCAUCGAAGGCCAACGUGGUGAUUGUGGGUGGCUGUCUCAUCAUUUUCGCUGCCGUCCUGGAGCUGAUCCCCGUCUGCUGGUCUGCAGCCAUCACCAUCACGGACUUCGAGAACCCUUUGACCAUCGAGACGCAGAGGAGGGAGAUCGGAGCCUCCAUCUACAUCGGCUGGGGUUCUGCUGUAUUUCUUCUGGUCGGUGGGAUCAUCCUAACCACAUCCUGCCCUCCUCAACGACCCGCGUACGGAUACCAAGGCUACCCAGGAGCCCCGCUGUACCCUUACACAGCACCGGGGGGAAACCCGGCAGCGUACGGCCCCGUGUACGCUCCCCCAUCCAGCCGCCCAUACACAGCUACUGGGACAUACAUACCCAGCAAACCGUACGCAGCACCAAAUGCAUACUCUCCUGCCGGAUACAUCUAGAACUGAAACAACACAAGAGGGAUAAAGACUGUAAAUUCUGGCAGGCUGCUUCCAGGAACUGUGUCCCAUUAGCGUAAAAUUGCACCAAAAUGCACAGUGUAUUUCUAGAGGAUGGUAUGUAUCCCGAAACAUUCACGGGAUUGAAAAUUAAUCAGCUGAAAAAAAAAAGAAAAAAAAACAAUCACUGUAAACUGUUUCUCUUUUGGAUUGAUGCUGUGCUCUUUUCUAGUUAAUGAAGUCAUGAGACAAGAAGAAUAUUGUGAGAGUUGCAUUGCUUUUCCAAUAAAUCAGUGUCAAUAUAUUUAUUUCCUUGUCACACAGAGCUGAUUUUGUAAAUAGUAAAGAUUUGUGAUGUGUCUGAUUUCUGUAAAUGCCACUUUAUUUUUGAGAUUAUAUGAAAGAGUUCCAAUAAAACGUUUGUACUUU
Molecule: messenger RNA, 1412 nt
Organism: Acanthopagrus latus (yellowfin seabream)
Lineage: Eukaryota; Metazoa; Chordata; Actinopteri; Spariformes; Sparidae
Gene: cldnf
Product: claudin f
Exons: 1
Coding region: 231-986 (251 amino acids)
Biological process (GO): bicellular tight junction assembly; cell adhesion
Cellular component (GO): bicellular tight junction; plasma membrane
Molecular function (GO): structural molecule activity
Source: RefSeq, a predicted model, not a curated record